UGUACGCAGCUACGCCACCUUCGCAAGGUUUUGCUGAAGAGAAGGAACCUACAAAGAAGAAGAAGACGAUGACAUUGAUGAAUAGGUCGCCCUACUUCUCUCUCUUGUCCAAAGCCCUUGCCUUCGUCCCUUGCUGUCGUCCUGCCGAUGCUGCCCUUUUUCUCGCAACCCAUUCUUACUCCGCCGCCUCCGGUGCUCCACAGAGCAGCUUUAUGGCUGAAUACCUGGUCAGCACCUGUGGCUUCGAUCCUGAUCAGGCGGCCAAGGCCUCGAAGCUCGUCGGCCGCAUCGAAUCCCGCCACCAGCCUGACUCCGUCCUUGGCUUAUUUAAAAGCUACGGUUUUGACAACACCCAGGUGAAAAAGGUUAUAUCUACAAAACCCCAGUGGCUUCUCCUCGACGUGGAGAAGACCGUGGCCCCAAAGUUGCGAGCUUUGCAGGAUCUGGGCUUCUCCUGCUCCGACAUCACCCAACUCGUCAGAUCGAAUAACUCCGUCGUCAGCCACAAAGCCCAGACCAUCGUGUCCAAGAUCCAAUUAUGGCAAGGCCUCCUCGGGUCCAAUGACGUUUUGGUGAAGUUGUGGAAGAAUAACAGGUGGUUUCUCGGGUUUAGCAUCGAGAAGAGGAUCCAGCCUAACAUUGAGAUUCUAAGGGAUUGCGGGAUCACGGGUCAGAAGCUCUCAAUGAUCCUACGGCGCCACCCCCGACUCAUAAUCCAGAAGGCUGAAGUCCUUAAGGCGUCAAUCAGGGAUGUCGAGAAUUUGGGAGUAGCUUGUUCCUCAGGGAUGCUCAUCCAGACUCUCAAGAUGCUCCACAGCAUCUCCGAGAAGAAUUUCAAGGCUCACUUAGAGUUCUUCAAGGGCUUCGGGUGGUCCGAGGAUGAUUUCCUUGCUGCAUUCAGAAAGGCUCCUACGCUUGUGGGAUUUUCUUUAAAGAGUUUGCAGAGGAAGAUGGAGUUCUUGGUAAAUGAAGUUGGAUGUGCUCCAUCUUAUCUUGCACUUCGGCCAGUUUUUUUGUUGAUGAGUUUGGAGAAAAAGUUGAUGCCGAGGCAUCGGAUUGUGACAGGCCUGAAGUCUAGGGGAGUUUGCAUCAGUAACCUUAGUAUGUCUACAUACAUGAAAUAUCCAGAGAACAAAUUUCUGGAGAAGUUCAUCAACUGCUACAAGGAGUAUCCAGAACUCAUUGAGUUGUAUAAUGGAGCCCCCGAAAACAGAACUGCACUUUGAUCGUGGAAAUGCAUAAUGCAUAUCUCAUAAGCUUUUGCACCAGCAAGUAGGCACUUGGUCAAAUUACACUGACGCACUGCUUACACUUGUUGAGUUAUCGGGAUCCAGAGAAGUUUUAGAUGACUUGCACCCUAACGCAUGUAGAGAUGUUUUCCUGACAAAGGCUUGACUCGUUAUCAGGGAAGAAUUAUACAUGUACUUUCCUGCCUCAGAACUAGUUGCUGGAUAGGGUCAGGUUCUCAGUAGGAAAAGACUGAUGCUCUUUGCAAGGCUUGAUAAUUUUUAUUUAUGGGGGAUUUUGUCUCUAAAAGGACUGAGAUCCUUUCAACUUGUGGAACUAUAUAUGUUCUAGGUUUUUUAUGCGCUCUAAAAUUGCUUGCUAAACAAGAAGAUCAAUUUAUUUUUUCUCGUUAUUAUCA
Messenger RNA from Musa acuminata AAA Group (dessert banana), 1645 nucleotides. Its product is annotated as transcription termination factor MTERF8, chloroplastic-like. Bases 69 to 1226 code for a protein of 385 amino acids. Gene Ontology annotation, molecular function: double-stranded DNA binding. The record is from RefSeq and is a predicted model, not a curated record. The transcript has 2 exons. NCBI's taxonomy places the organism in Eukaryota, Viridiplantae, Streptophyta, Magnoliopsida, Zingiberales, Musaceae. Gene Ontology annotation, biological process: regulation of DNA-templated transcription.